UAAUCUUCGACUCUAGCGGAAGGGUUAGCAGGCUCGAUUCUGCAAUAGAAAAAGAUUUGCACUGAGAGAAGACCUAAGGUUGCAGUGGAUAUUCGUGUAGCGUAAGCCGAUAUUAUUGUUAGGUGGAGGCGACUGAACUAUUGGCUGCUGGGGCUAGGAUGUCAGUACUGAAUCAGAGUGGAGAGGAGCAGGUGGAAUGUCCCCUGUGUAUGGAACCUCUGGAGGUGGACGAUCUCCACUUCUACCCGUGCACAUGUGGAUACCAAAUAUGCCGGUUUUGCUGGAACCGUAUCCGGGAAGGAGAGAAUGGUCUGUGUCCGGCUUGUCGCAAGGCGUACCCGGAGAACCCGGCAGACUUCACUCCACUCAGUCAAGAGCAGGUGGCCGCGAUAAAGACGGAGAAGAAGGCGCGCGAACAGAAGCGUCGCAACAAGACGCUGGAGUCGCGGCGCGCUCUGGCCAAUGUGCGCGUCGUGCAGAACAACCUCGUGUUCGUUGUCGGCCUGCCUGUGCGGCUCGCCGACCCAGAGAUUUUAAAGCGGCAAGAGUACUUUGGCAAAUAUGGAAAAAUACACAAAGUAGUUAUAAACCAAAGUACAGCAUAUGCAGGCUCACAGGGUCCGUCGGCGUCUGCGUACGUGACGUACGUGACGUCAGCGGACGCGCUGCGUGCCAUACAGGGCGUGAACAACGUGACACUGGACGGGCGCGUGCUCAAGGGCUCGCUCGGCACCACCAAGUACUGCGCCAACUUCAUGAAGAACCAGCCCUGCCCCAAGUCAGACUGCAUGUAUUUACACGAACUAGGUGAUCCAAACGCAUCGUUCACUAAGGAGGAGAUGCACGCGGGCCUGCACCAGGUGUACGAGCGGCGGCUGCACAACCAGCUGCUGCAGGCGCAGCGAGACAAGCCCGACGACAAGAACUGCCAUAGCACAGGUAAUUCUAGUACGAAUGCAGAAAAAGGCACUUCAAAAGAUGGUAUUCCGUCAAACACAACACCGACACCAAUGGUCACAUCGUCAAAUAUAAACAUAGUCACUACGUCUAAAUCGAAAAAAGAAACGGCAAAUGGUAAUGGUAACGGCAAAGAAUACGGCAGUAACGGCGUGGGCAGCAACGGCAACAGCAAAGAGGCGUGGCCAAGCCUCGGCUCCUCCCCUCCCGCUGACAGCCCCGCCAGGAAACAGUCCAGUCCCAAACCACAGCACUCUACAGGUAAAUCACAAGAAAACGGCACGUCAGAAUCCUCCAGUCCAACACAGCAACAAAUACAACAGUCUCAAACGAAAAACAAUAAAGAAAAUCACACGGAAACAAAAACGAACAGAUCCCACAAAGAAAUCACAAACGGCCAAAGCAAGAAGAGCAAAUCAGAAAACAAAUCGAAACAAAAGAAUAACAAUAACAACAACAAUAACAACAGUAGCAAUAGCAUCAGCAAUAGCAACAGUACUAGCAGCAGCAACAGCAAUAGUAUUAGUCAAGAAGUCACAGAAGUGGAGCCUGCGGAAAGUACACAAGUAUUCAAUAGCACAGAAAAUCACAGUUCAGUGUUUGAAAGUGAUACACAACAAAGUUACCUGACAAAUGAAUUAGACGAAUUGGAAUCUGAUAGACAUAGCCUUUUAGAAAACCACGAUUUAUUAGACAACAGUGAUCACAGUCUAUUAGACGAUGAUAACACGCAUAAUCUAUUAAACGAUGCCAAUAACGUAGUAGUAAUGAUGCAGACUCAUAGAGAAAUGCUCGCAGGCCUAGUCGAUAAUAAUCAUAUAUUGGCACACAAUAUGAAGUCACCUUUAGCCAAUGGUUACGGACUAUUAGACAGGGAAACUGUUAACUAUUUAGGUAAUGACAGACAAAUUAGUCAAAUUAACCACGGUAUGAUGGAUCAGAACGAAUUGAUGUUACACGAACAGAGGAGUCACAACGAAAUGCUCUUAAGGAAUGAAAUGUUGGCCCGACAACAUAAUGCAUUGGUCGAACAAAAACAUUAUAUGCCAACAUCCAGUAUAGGACUCGAGACUGCUAGUGAAUUAUUAGGUGCUAAUUUUCAUCAAAAUCACAAUAUGCUUCCACCGUUUGGUAUGCGUAUAGACAACUCAAUGGGCAGCGGCAAUUCAAUAUCGGCUAACUCAUUAUCAUCCAACUCUGUACCCGGGAGCUCAAUGAACACGAUGGGCGGGUACAUGAUGCAGCAUCAGCAGAUGCUGCAGCAGAACCAGUCUCAGAUGCCACAGAAUAACCUUGUUAAUGGAUUUGAUUCGCCACAGUCUGCGAGCGAAGGUCGGUAUUUGGCUGAGAACAUGGACAAGUUCUUCACGGACUUCCACAAGGCGCAACAGAUGCGGCAGAUGUUGUCGCGAGAUGCUGAGGAGCGGCGGUAUGCGCACGCGCACGAGCAGCGCUCGCUGCACGCCGCGCCGCACUACCCGCACAACAUGCUCAGUGCUGAACGCCUCGAGAUGGAACACAAGCAGAGGAUGAACACUUUGCGCGGUGCGGGCGGAGAGAACUGCGGGGGGCGCGCGGCAGGUGAUGGUGACGACGACCUCGACUUUGAUCCCUUCAAAGAGACGCAGAAGGCGCUGGCGGAGAUGAUGGAGACAGAGAUGAUGUUCAACACCAUCUCUAGCGGAGACAACAUGGAGCGCGUACAUCGCGCCAGGAUCGCGCCACCACCCGGCUUUGGACACCUCAACGCCUUCGGUAUGGGAGUCCCACCACACCACCAGCAGCACCAAGGUUACAACUCGAACAGCGCACAGAACGUGUUCUCUGAUUGGACGCAGAUGGACCCCGCAAUAAUGUCCACCUCGGUUAGCUUCGGCAAGCAACCCCACGCCCAGUCCCACUCUCAGCCCCACGCCCAACCUCACGCCCAGCCUCAUGCCCAACCCCACGCCCAGCCAGGCCUCACGCCGCAGCAGCAGGAGCUCUUCGCGAGGUUCAACCAGCUCAAUGUGCAACCCAACGGGAUCUCUAAACAUCAGAUGUCAGGCGCGGUGUCAGCAGCGCAGCAGUGGGGCGGCGGCAAGCUGUGGGGCGCUUACAGCAUGCCCAUCCCGCCGGGCUUCGCCCCACCACCCACGUCGCAGCACCCCGCCGAGUGCAUCGACGCCAAGUAGCCCCCUCUACCAUUGCAGCGGAAAUUAUAUUUUCUAUCAAUUAAAUUUAUUAUCUCUAUUCUUCCGUUGGUGACGUGAUCGAUAAAUCUUUGUAUUAAGAGAGCAUAUUUUAAACGAGAGAAAUAUGAUAACAAAAAGGAAUUUGUAAAAUA
This is a messenger RNA of Papilio machaon (common yellow swallowtail), 3283 nucleotides long. It is a transcript of the gene Cnot4, whose product is annotated as protein kinase 4. Gene Ontology annotation, molecular function: metal ion binding; RNA binding; ubiquitin-protein transferase activity. The record is from RefSeq and is a predicted model, not a curated record. The transcript has 18 exons. Lineage: Eukaryota; Metazoa; Arthropoda; Insecta; Lepidoptera; Papilionidae. Bases 159 to 3131 code for a protein of 990 amino acids. Gene Ontology annotation, cellular component: CCR4-NOT complex. Gene Ontology annotation, biological process: protein ubiquitination.